Molecule: messenger RNA, 1726 nt
Organism: Esox lucius (northern pike)
Lineage: Eukaryota; Metazoa; Chordata; Actinopteri; Esociformes; Esocidae
Gene: dxo
Product: decapping exoribonuclease
Exons: 7
Coding region: 85-1419 (444 amino acids)
Biological process (GO): nuclear-transcribed mRNA catabolic process; NAD-cap decapping
Cellular component (GO): nucleus; cytosol
Molecular function (GO): mRNA 5'-diphosphatase activity
Source: RefSeq, a predicted model, not a curated record
GUAAGACAAAUAAUAUGACUGACACAUACUAGCUCCAUCUAUCCUUUAAGUUCUUCCAGAUCAGUUAAUGCGACAGGUAUACAAAUGAUAACCAUGGACCGGCGCAACCAGCCCCAACACAGACCACAACAUCCAAACGCUAAUCACCACGACAACCACCAGUCUACUUUUAAGAGAGACGUGGAUGACAGUGGGGGAGGUCACUUUCAACACAAGCGGUUCAGAGCGGGUCAUCAGCGCCAUCGCCAGGCUGGCCCUUCAACACCCCCAUCCAGCCCCCCAAACCAGAGCCUGAGCGUACAACGACAGUUGUACGAGAGAGACUUCCCCUUAUACAAACAGCCUGUGGAGGUUGGACAUUUUUCCCUGGACUCUGAACGAAGGUUUUUUAAUGACGACCGGCAGCUGCGUUACUAUGUUGAGCCUGAGAAGAGCUGUCCUAACUUCAACCUUAGGGAUGGAUACAGAGAUCGCUUCAUCAAGAGGGAUGACGGAGUGAAGGAGAAAUUAGACCACAUCCUUAGGUGGAUCCUGGCAAAUCGAUCCAAGCUACAGUCAAAAGAGGUGGCUGCUUCGUCUUCACCGUGUGCCUUAGGUGUAAACGUUGUAACAUGGCGUGGCCACCUGACCAAGCUUUUGACCACGCCUUAUGAGACCCAGGAGGGCUGGCUGCUGGCUGUCACCAGGAUGGGGGGGACACUGUACAUAAGCGAGGUGGAGACGGAGGCUGCACGCCGGGACCAAGAGGACCGCACUGAGAGGCACGAGGAGAUGAUGUACUGGGGGUACAAAUUCGAACAGUACACCUGUGCAGAUGAUGCCCAUAGUCUUCCAGACCCAGGCGGGGUUGUGAACACCAACGAGGCCUUCUGCACUGUAGUCCAGACACGGCUAGCCGAGCACAGACUGCUUUUCUCUGGCGAGGUGGACUGCCGGGAUAAAGACCCCAAAGCCCCACCUCCUCCUGCCUGCUACAUAGAGAUGAAGACCUCAUUAGAGAUCUCCACUCCCAAACAACGCAGCAACUUCCACAGGUUUAAACUACUGAAGUGGUGGGCUCAGUCAUUUCUUCCAGGGGUGCCAAGAAUUGUAGCAGGUUUCCGUGAUCAUGACGGAGUGGUUGUGUCAGUGGAGACUUUCCACAUCUCCAAGAUAUCUCAGCUUAUCAAGAAUGAAACCAACUGCUGGAAGCCUACAGUCUGCAUGAACUUCUGUUGUGACUUCUUGUCCUUCGUGAAGAGCAUUGUCACAGAAGACAAUCCCAGGGAGGUGCAUCUGUUCUCAUGGGAACCACACAGGGAUGUAACCUACUCCAUCCACAGAGACUCUCAGUACUCAUUCCUACCAGACUGGUACAUCAGGGAGAUGACCAGUCCCGCCAGUCGUGAGAUACACCACCACCACCCACCUCAAACUUGAUUUAGACCAAUCCGGACCAGUACCCAUGUUCGCAAAGCAUCUUCGAGUUGAAGUGCUUAACUAGGAUUUGGUCUUUCCACCUAUUUGUUAUGAUUUAGAAGGGAAAUCUGAUCUUAGAUUGGCACUCCUACUGUUUGAUUUUUUAUGCAUACAUCCACCGGAUUGUCACUUUUUUUAACUGUUUGGACUUGAAGCAAUAAUGCUGAAAUAUGCUAGUUGAACAUGAUGUAGAAACACCUUAAGCAUUCUGAAAGAGUUGGAGGACUAUGACAGGAUGGAUUUUUAUAAUAAAGAACUGAAUAUUGAA